Neolamprologus brichardi is the source of this 1823-nucleotide messenger RNA. RefSeq names its product endothelin-2. The record is from RefSeq and is a predicted model, not a curated record. Lineage: Eukaryota; Metazoa; Chordata; Actinopteri; Cichliformes; Cichlidae. Gene Ontology annotation, cellular component: extracellular region. Gene Ontology annotation, molecular function: hormone activity; endothelin B receptor binding. Gene Ontology annotation, biological process: regulation of vasoconstriction; vein smooth muscle contraction; regulation of systemic arterial blood pressure by endothelin.
GUGUCUCAGUGCAGAGCCAGCCUCCCCGUUGUAUCCUCCUCCUCCUCUCGCAGUCACUUCUCUCCAUCUGUUUUGAUGCAGCUCAUAACAGAUCGUCACAUUAUCCUCCCUUCAUCUGGAAACCGCAGCAGCCUUGGGAUUCAACCCAGCACCACACUCCUCUCAGUGCUGCACCUGGGAGGCAGCUGUACACAGCGCAUUACCUGACUGGACAUUUAAAGAAAACCCUCGGAGCCCUUUCUUCUUCUUCUUAGGUGCUCACUGGAAACACUUAGGGUUUUGAUUCAGCAGGAGCCUCUGCUCUGCUGCUUCAGCUCCUCCAGCUGCUGCGGGGAACUUGACGAGGAGCCAAGGUGCUUUUGCUCCUUUGAUUUCUCACCUGGAUGCUGAGGAGGUCAACAGGAUGGACCUCACUUACAUUUGUCUCCUCUUCACGGCUCUAAUGUUGAUCCAGCACAGCGAAGCCCUCUCUGUUUCGAGCUCUGUGCUGGCGGAGGGCCCCCCAGUGCAGCUCCCCCAUACGGCUCACUGGCGAGAGAAACGCUGCUCCUGCGAGAACCAGAAAGACAAAGAGUGCAUUUUUUUCUGUCACAUUGGCAUCGUCUGGAUCAACACCCCGAGCCAGCUGGUGCCUUACGGAUUCGGAUCGGUGCGAGUGAGGAGGGAGCUGAGCCGCUGCCACUGCACGGAUUCACAGGAUGCUGAGUGCAUGAAGUUCUGCAGCAUCCAGGAGAAACCAAGAGCUGAGAAUGCUCCUGUGAAGAGGAAGACGGACAAACAGCUGAGAGGAUACAAAGCUGCAUUCUGGGAAAAGAGGAGCAGACCUGCACUCAGACAGACCUGAGGAAGAGGAGGCCGACCAGUGACACCAGCCCCUCUGGAUGAAAGUCCUUGAUGUAUGAAUGAGAACAAAUGGACCCGGCAUGGACAUGUACAGUGUGUGUUUGUGUAAAUUUAAUGACAGUGGAGCGUUAGGACAGGAGUGCUGAUCACUUACAAGCUCAUCUUUCUAACAUUUAGCUGGCAUCCUGCCCUGCUCAGAAUCUUUAGAGCUGAGGGAGUUGACUUUUCUGUUACCGGAUGAUUGCAGCUUAUUUAUAGCACAGAAAGAUGGAGGACAUCUCCAUCCAGGCUGGACCAGAAACCGCUCCAGAGCGGCCAGUGUGUGUAAACCUCACAUCUCUGAAGUCGUCCAAAGUUUAGAGUUUUUUUUAAAUGAGUUUCAAAUAUGUCAUCCACAGAAGCUACAUAGGGUUUCUACCUCGGUAAAGGAGGUUAUGGGUCAUCUAAAGUAGAUUCAUUUGGUUGGUUUUUUUAACAGUCAAAUAUGAUCAUAAAAUCUCACGAGGGUUUCAGGCUGGGUCAAUCCGAGAAAACGAUGAAGCAAAACCCCGAGGCCAGUAGAAGAGAUAACUUCAAUUUCAGGUCAUUUAACACAAUGAAAUCACGUCAGAACAAAGUCGUCAUUUCAUUCGAUCAAACUGAACUAAGUGGUGAAUUUUUAUUAUUUAGAGAAAGACUUGACGAGCACAACAAAUCUGAUCAACCGUGAGUGUGCCGACCUCAGCAAUCUACGCCGCAAAAAAUGAGUUCAUGAGCUUGUUUCCAUGGAUACAUUGGUGAUAAAUUCUAAACUCCUUGCAGUUACUCGUACAAGACGUCAUCUGUGUUAGCAGUUCCUGUUUUUGCAGCUUUCAGCUUGAACAAUAGCUCUGGAUUAAAAGCUUUCAGACAAAAACACCAUAUUCACAGUGUUAUGACUCUGAGUUACAGCUUCCGUGGUUUAAUCAAAAAGUCAAAUGUUUUAAUCUGUAUAAACUUUA